This is a messenger RNA of Condylostylus longicornis, 2167 nucleotides long. It is a transcript of the gene DIP-gamma, whose product is annotated as lachesin. The transcript has 10 exons. The record is from RefSeq and is a predicted model, not a curated record. Lineage: Eukaryota; Metazoa; Arthropoda; Insecta; Diptera; Dolichopodidae. Gene Ontology annotation, cellular component: neuron projection. The coding region runs from base 478 to 1740 and encodes 420 amino acids.
UAAAAAGGAUAUGUGUACUGUUUUUUUUUUGUUGUAUAUUUGAUUUUUCAAUGCAAAUGAAAAAAAAAAAUAAUUAAAUAUAAUUAAAUGUUAAUUAAAAUUAUAUCACGCGAUAAUUUUAUUUAAUUAUAACUAUUAAAUUAUUAAAAAAGGAAUUGAAGUUAAAAAAGAAAUUAAAUAGAAAAUAAAAAAAAAAAAAUAGAAGAAGAAAAAAGAAGCAAUCAGAAAAGGAAAAAAAGGAUAAAAAUUUGUACACACAUACCCACGCACGUACUAAAUAUAAAAUAUAUUUAAUGUGGAAAUGAUAGUGAAAUUCAGAAAAUGUAAUUGGGAAUUGAAUAAAUAUUUCGGACCAAACAAAUGUUUCAAAGGAAUUUUAUUAUAUCUAUUAAUGCAAUAAGGAAUUCGGUUGGAAAUUUGAAAUCGAUAUAUAAAAAAAUCUUUAUGCUCAAUUUUUUAAAUUUAGUAUAAAGAUCGAUGAUAAUGAGAAAAAAUCAAGUUAUUUACUUUACGUUAAUGUUUUUGGUUUCGGAAUGUCAUCAAACUUCCACACAAUUUAAUAUAGAAAAUCAACAAAACCUAGAAUCAGAACCGGAAUUUUUAGGAUCAAUUAAUAACGUUACGUAUCCUGCUGGUCGAGAAGCAAUUCUUGCAUGUUCCGUACGAAAUCUUGGAAAAUAUAAAGUUGGUUGGCUAAGGGCCUCAGAUCAAACUGUUCUAGCUUUGCAAGGUAGAGUUGUUACACAUAAUUCUCGUAUUAGUGUUGUUUUCGAGGAUAUGCAUACAUGGAAACUAAGAAUAAGUAAAUUAAGAGAAACUGAUAGAGGUUGCUAUAUGUGUCAAAUAAAUACAAGUCCUAUGAAGAAACAAGUUGGUUGUAUAGAUGUUCAAGUUCCCCCGGAUAUUGUAAAUGAGGAAUCUUCAGCUGAUUUAGCUGUACAAGAAGGUGAAGAUGCCACAUUAACAUGUAAAGCAACUGGAAAUCCAUUACCAAGAAUUACUUGGAGACGUGAAGACAACGAUGUUAUUUUAAUUAGGAAACCCGGAACCCGGGAAUUGAUGAAAGUCGAUUCUUAUAAUGGAUCAUCGUUAAGACUUUCAAGAUUAGAACGACGACAAAUGGGAGCAUAUUUAUGUAUUGCUUCAAAUGAUGUACCACCUGCUCAAUCUAAACGUGUAUCAUUAAGUGUUCAUUUUGCUCCUAUGGUACAUGCGGCCAGUCAAUUAUUGGGAGCACCACUCGGUUCAGAUGUUCAAUUAGAAUGUCAAGUUGAAGCAUCACCAGCACCAGUUUCAUAUUGGUUAAAAGGAGGUAGAAUAUCAACUGUUACUCAAUAUGGUGGUAUAGGAAAUACCGGUUUAGAACCAAGUCAGCCACGUCCUGAAAUGUUACUUGAUGGACCAAAGUAUGGAAUUUCCGAACAGAGAGAUGGAUAUAAAGGUGUGAUGUUAUUAGUUGUUAGAUCAUUUUCAGCUGCCGAUGUCGGAACUUAUCACUGUGUCAGCACAAAUUCACUUGGUCGAGCUGAAGGAACUUUAAGAUUAUAUGAAAUUAAACUACAUCCGGGUGCAUCCUCUUCUCAUGAUGAGCAUUCUAACAUUAUUGGUGGGCUAUCAGCAUCAAGAGGCAGAAGCAAUUUUAAUUCAUCGUCAACCAAAACCAAUUUCAACAAAUUUGAAUUGCUUUUGAUUUACAAUUCAAUUUUGCUGAUUUGUAAAUUACUAUUUUCAACAAGCUGAUAAUUGUAAAACUGUGAAAUAAAUUCAUUUAAGAAAUUAAAAAUAAAAUAUAAAAAAACAUCCAAAUGAAAAUAAAAUAAAGAAAAAAGUAAAUAAAUGAAAACUUAUCAUUAAAAUAUUUAAGUAUUAAAUUAAGAAGUACAUGCAAAGCUGAUCAAAUGGAAAAAAAAAAAAAUAACCUACAUUUAAAAAUUAUGCCCACUUAGUAGCAAACCAAAGGUAAAAAGGAAAUACAAAAAAAAAAAAAUGUUAAAAAAUGCUUGUAAUCUAUUAAGGUGAAAUAUGCAAUUUUUCAUUAAAAAGUUAUUAAGUAAGAUAUUAAAAAUAAAAAUAAAUUAAAUACGAAAUAUAAAUUAGUAAGAGUUUCAAUUUAAUUACUUCACUAGUUAUAAAUAAGGUGUUAAUCUUUCCUAUUGUGCUGCAAGUG